UAUCUCCAGUCCGACUCCAGUUUCCCAAUUCCCGGGCGAUCGAUGGAAAUUAGGCCCAGACCAGGCCUUGCUACCCGCCCCUCGGCAACGCGCCAAAAGGAAAACCGAGGCAGCGCGCUUCGUCAUUCGCCAGCGCCUCCGAUCCACCGCGAGCUCUGGCGUCACCGUCUCCAGACGGAAUUUGUCAAUGGGCGGGCCUGCGAUGGCGACGGGUAUACGGGGGGAGGGGCGGGCAAAUGAGGUGCCCGCGGAGCAGCACGACAUUACGGUUCUGGGCAUUGAAGAGGUAUAUAGUUGGUUGGUCGGGCCCGUCGUCAUUUCUUUCCUCUUGCAAACAUAUCCAUCCUAUACCUAUACCUAUACCAUAUCCAUCAACCACAUUACACAACAUGGCCGACACCGCAACCGUGCUGGGACUGGGCAAGGUCCUGCCCGUCACCGCCUCCUUCGCCAUCCCCCUCGUCCUCACGCACUCCCUCCUCUCCCUCAACGUCGUCAAGACGCGCAUCGACCUCAACACCUGGCAGGGCGACAAGGUCAUCACCAAAGACGGCAAGGCCGCGCAGGGCAUCACCCAGCCCGACGGCAACACCUACGACCCCCUGUUGAUGGCCACGCGCAUCCACUCCAACUUCAACGAGAACGUGCCCAUUACGCUCGUCCUCGCUGCGCUGGCGGAGAUUAACGGUGCGGAUCGGAGCAAGUUGGCGGGUUUGUUGGCUGCGUUUACCCUCAUUCGCGCGUCGCAUGCGAUUGGCUUGGGCAAGGCGACGCAGCUCUUCCGUGCUAUUGGGUACUUUGGCACCCAGGGUGUGCAGAUUGGUUUGGCCAGCUGGAUUGGCCUGUUGGUCAAGGGCUACUGGGGAUUCUAGAUGGUCAAGAGUGUGACCAGAAAGAGAUGCAAUUGUAGGAUGAACAAAUUGUGAAGAAGACUGUACAGAAGCUCGAUAUCAAGAUACACACACCGAAUUGCUCUCAUCUCCAACAACUCA
This is a messenger RNA of Neohortaea acidophila, 992 nucleotides long. RefSeq names its product MAPEG family-domain-containing protein. NCBI's taxonomy places the organism in Eukaryota, Fungi, Ascomycota, Dothideomycetes, Mycosphaerellales, Teratosphaeriaceae. The transcript has 2 exons. Gene Ontology annotation, cellular component: membrane. The record is from RefSeq and is a predicted model, not a curated record. Bases 237 to 872 code for a protein of 211 amino acids.